Paramecium tetraurelia is the source of this 405-nucleotide messenger RNA. RefSeq lists its product as uncharacterized. Gene Ontology annotation, cellular component: cytoplasmic dynein complex; cytoplasm. The record is from RefSeq and is a predicted model, not a curated record. NCBI's taxonomy places the organism in Eukaryota, Ciliophora, Oligohymenophorea, Peniculida, Parameciidae. The transcript is spliced from 3 exons. Gene Ontology annotation, biological process: microtubule-based movement. Gene Ontology annotation, molecular function: dynein intermediate chain binding.
AUGGCAGACGAUGGUGGUGCAGAUAAAGGAGAAUAUAUUGGAGAAGAAGUAGCUAAGGCAAUUGAUGAUGGGAUUAAUGCUGUAUUCCAAUUGAAAGAAGGGGAGAAUCCUCCAGCCACUCUAAUUUAUUCAAAAGAGAAGGUUAUUAGUUGGAGUAAUCAACUCUUAGACUACACAAAUAGGAAUUUGAGCAAACUCGACAAACCAUUCAAGUAUUGUGUGAGCUGCAUCAUCUAAUAAAAUAAUGAUUCAAAAUUUACAGUUGCACUUGGUGCUAGUUUUGAUACAAACACUGAUGGUAUAUGCAGUGCAUAAAGAGAAAUUAAUGACAUUGUAAUUAUUAUAUCUGUAUUUGCAAUGUUAAUAUGAUUAUUAUUAUGCAUUUUAUGUCAAUUUAAAAUAUAU